CCCAUUAAACCUCAUUAUCUCUGAAAAUCUGCCUGGUACCAACUGAAACGGAGCCGAGAGGAGUAUAUAAACCUUUAAAUCCUCAAUUACCUAAAAUCCCCGCCCGAUUUUUGUUUGGAGCUUGGUCAUCCGACGACGGAAGAGUAAGACCUACUGAAAAUGCAAGAGGAGUCUCUGCAAAUCCGAAGAUUUGAGGAUCUUCCUUCUGCCUCCGAUUUCGAGUCUCUCGUUGAGUCCAAAAACGUUCCGGCUGUGUUUAGCGGAUGUGUUAAAGAUUGGGAAGCGUGUUCCAAGUGGAAUCCUUCUAAUGGCGGCCUCGACUAUUUGGAGGCACGCGUAGGAACAUCCAUUGUGGAGGUGAUGCUAUCAAGGUCUGCACCAGUCUUUUAUGGUGAUCUUAGAAGCCACGAAAGGGUACCGUUACAAUUUUCAGCAUUUAUCCAAUUUUGCAAGCGACACAUGGAGGAGGAAGAUGAUGGUGGUGGUGUCAAAUUUGAACUAGAAGGACAUCAGGUGACAGCAUCUAACAUGGACAAAACAUGCUUGCUUCCUGGGGAGGCUGCUCCACAACAGAUCUAUUUAGCCCAGGUUCCGAUGAUGAACAGUGAGAAUGAAGAGAAGCUUCAACUGGAACUUCUGAAUGAAGACAUUCAAACACCUAAGUUUUUGGAGGCAAAGAAACUGUCUUCUAUUAACCUGUGGAUGAACAGUGCUCAAGCUAGAUCAAGCACUCACUACGAUCCACACCAUAAUCUUCUAUGUAUAGUCACUGGCUGCAAACAAGUUGUUUUAUGGCCUCCUUCUGCAAGCCCCAUGUUAUACCCAAUGCCUCUGCAUGGAGAGGCCUCGAAUCAUAGUUCUGUUGCUCUAGAAAACCCUGAUUUUUCAAUUUACCCAAGGGCAGCACAUUCCAUGGAAUGCUCGCAGAAGAUUAUUCUUCAUGCAGGUGAUGCACUUUUCAUCCCUGAAGGCUGGUUUCAUCAAGUAGAUAGUGAUGAUAUGACCAUUGCAGUAAACUUUUGGUGGCAAUCCUACAUAACAACCAGCUUGUCAGAUCACAUGGAUGCCUACUAUUUGCGCAGAAUAUUAAGAAGAUUGACAGAUAAAGAAAUGAACUUGGUACUGCCCAAGGCUGGUUCUGCUGUUGUGAAAAGUCUAAAGGGGCAUAAACAUGAGCUACCCCAGAACGGAGAAGCAGGUCACAUGACUAUUGAGCAUGAUUUGAACCAGGCAAGUGGUAGAAAGCAGUUGAAAAAGAAAGAACCACAGCAGAGGAUUCUGUUGCAUGAACUGGAACCUGGUGCCCUUCAGGCCCUUCAUGAACUUGUUUCUUUAGUCCAUGAAUGUGUUAAUGUUGUUGAUCCAAGUCAGCCUGUGCAGUGCUCUUCAGCAAAAAGUUCUUCACUUGGUAGAAACAGUGAUAACAAUCGGAUCUCAAGAACUAAAAUGUUUCAGUUGGAGGAUGACCCAGUUGCCCAAAUUCUUUGGAAAAUUGAUCCGUGUACACUUCAAAAGAUCCUUCUUACAUUAGCGCACAAUUUCCCCAGAACGCUAGAGGCUUUAAUACUCCACAUGCUCUCCCCAGUGGGGGCCGAAGUUCUUACUCAGAAGUUUGAUGGGAUUGAUCAACAGACGAGUGAAGAAGAUCGGAACAACUUUUAUCAGGCCUUUUAUGGUGCAUUUGAUGACCAAUUUGCUGCUAUGGAUGCGAUUCUAACUGGGAAAGAAUCAUUUGCACAUCAGGUGGCUUGGGAGCAUGAACUUUUUAUGCAUUCAAGAACGUGUUGGAAAAAUAUUUGGGAGUCAAUUCAGAUAUGCUAAAACCAUCAGCUGUAUGAAACAUGGUUAGCACUAUUUUAAAGAAAUUUGGCCCCACCAGCAAUCUCAAGAUAGUGGUAAAUGAAGGCAUAUUCAUGGAAGAGGCUUUCUGUCGCAAUCAGUACUUUGACAUUGUGAGUAAUCCAUGAGUUUAUGGAAUAUGAAUAAUUGCAGACUGUGAAUCUUUGAGCUGUGUAAUAUAAUCAAUGUUAUUUUAAUUUAAAAAUGCAUGAUAAUUAAAUCCAUUUGGAAUUCUGUCU
Carica papaya (papaya) is the source of this 2078-nucleotide messenger RNA. Its product is annotated as 2-oxoglutarate (2OG) and Fe(II)-dependent oxygenase superfamily protein. Lineage: Eukaryota; Viridiplantae; Streptophyta; Magnoliopsida; Brassicales; Caricaceae. The record is from RefSeq and is a predicted model, not a curated record.